Molecule: messenger RNA, 441 nt
Organism: Periconia digitata
Lineage: Eukaryota; Fungi; Ascomycota; Dothideomycetes; Pleosporales; Periconiaceae
Source: the annotation of a GenBank genome assembly
CCUGAUUGUACCUGUCAUAUGGGAAGCGUAUCAACGCGAAGGUUAGCGCGGCUUCCCGAACCUCACCACGUUCUAGCCGCAGCACAGCCCCACUCUUUUUAUCGCGCUUACUCCCGCUUCCCAGCAUCUUUCCAGCUCCCACCCCAAUCUUUUUUCCCCACGACAAUCUCUAUACAGCCACUCUUGAAAUCGGAACCCCUCGGCACGAGAAGCUCGAAGAAAAAGUGCUUGGAAGCAAAAUGGCUCGCGGUAACCAGCGUGAAAAGGCUCGCGAAAAGAACCUCAAAGCCUCCGCCGGUCAGAAAUCAAAAAACGCUAUGAGUGGUACCGAGUAUGCCAAAGCGAAAGAGGACACUGCUGCUAUAAUGCGUGCCAAACAGGAAGCUGCCGAAGCACGCAAGAAGGAAGGCGGCGGUAGUACUGAAAAGAAGAAGAAAUAAG